This is a messenger RNA of Drosophila yakuba, 2186 nucleotides long. RefSeq lists its product as uncharacterized. Lineage: Eukaryota; Metazoa; Arthropoda; Insecta; Diptera; Drosophilidae. The transcript is spliced from 3 exons. The record is from RefSeq and is a predicted model, not a curated record. Bases 1 to 366 code for a protein of 121 amino acids.
AUGAGUAAAGUCGAAAUAGCUGUUCUAUUUCUACGGACAAUCGAAUGGAGCAGUAGACAUUAUUCGGGCCACCUUCGAGCAGACUUCCCUCGGCGCCAAACGUGGAUUUAUCAUAGUUUUCACCUUUUGUGUGUAAUGAAACUUGUGCGACACUUUGGCUCUUUUUCGUCCUUGAACGAAUAUGUCCUGGUUGAGCAGGAGAAUAUCCGAUUUCUUCCAGUGUCCAAUAGUUGCAACGUGCUCGGCAUUUCCCAUAUUGAGUGUCAAGCAAAGGAGAAAUAUCAAACCAAUAAUAAAUUUCCCCAGAGACUUUUGAAAUAUCAUUUUAUAACUUUAAAAACUUAUAAAGAAAUUUCAGAAAUUUAAAUUAAAAUUUUUAGAGCCAAACGUUUUGCUUAGUUAAUUCCAGUUUAGUUUUCACUAAUCGACAAGCUGAAGCGUGGAUAAUUUUAUUUAACGCAUAAAAACAAUAUUAUUCAAUUACACUGUAUACACAAAUUGGGUAUGUGUUAGACGAGCUCUACUUGAUUUUUACCACUCAUCUUUAUCUGGCUUUUGCAGGCCUUUUGUCAGCUUUUCAGCAUCGCAGUUCCGCCCCCUUUUCUUCAUUACAUUUCAACCCUCUUGGCUGCUGUCACUGCCAUUGAACCGCAUUUGUUUAAAAGAUUGAUGACCAACAAUUGACUGCAGGCCCGCAUCCUUCCGCCCUCCGUUUUUUUUGUAUCUUUUUUUUUUUUUUUUUGCCUGCUCCUGACAUAAUGUGCUCGAUAUUUAUGAGCCGCAGAUCCGGAGAGACACUUCAAGUUUCCCGUAAUCGAAGAAGAGCAAUGAGCACGGCCAUGACCUGUAAAACGUGCGGAAUGAUUUCAUUAAUUUAAUGUACAACAAUGUGACUUGUCACUUGUCAACUUUUUGGUCGGAACCUGGCCGAGGGGGUAAAUCAGUUCAUAUUAGUCUAAUGCCCCGAGGGGGGGAUAAAACUCACUUAGUGCCGAGAAAAGUUUGCCGACAACAUGUCAUUGAUUUCAUACACGCUGCAUGCCCAGGACUGAGGACUUAGGGACUCAGAGCUCAGAGCUCAGGACUCAGAACUCAGGACACAAAAAGGACAGGACAAGGAUCUUAAAAAGUGCCGCAUGCAGGCAACGAUGCAUCAUCAUGGUUGUCAGCCACAUUUACUCGACAUUUAACUUAUGCCAAGUGCAGAUGCGAUGAAGACGACGGACACGAGCAGGAAAACUGGAAGCCAGGAUGUGAAAGGAUGUAAUUCUCUAACAGAAAGUCUGAGGUUCUGAGCAUAAUGAAUUGCGACCAACUAGUUAGUUAUACUUAUAGUUAGGUUGAAAAAGUAGCGUUUACUAUUUAAGGAAAUCAUAGAAUGAAUUUCAUAGAAUGAAUCAUAGAAUGAGCCACCAUUUCCCAAAUGAAUCAUCUGCGGAUUAAAGAUACUUACUUCCUGCCAAACGCAUUUCCCGAGCAAAUAAGCCAUUCCGGAAGAACAAAUUAAGGAUGCGCAAUCGACACCCUAAAUAACUCAGUCAGCUACUUUAUCACCCAGAGAGAUAUUGCCAUCCCCAACUGGCGAAAAUUGGAAAGACCCCGCGUGCCAAACUAAUGACAGACCGACCAACCGAACACCCUACCAAUGGCCAUACAAACGAUAUUACGACAGACUUUUACGGCACUUUUCAUUAGCAGCCACACUUGCCGUUGUCGCGGGUAGCCAGAAACUUUCUUUUGUAUCCGGAAAAUGUCUUGGAUCUGGUCGCAGUGUCUUAUUUUCCACACACCAUACACACACACACACACACACACACCCCUAGUGGGAGUUAUUAACCCUUAACCACACGUUACCAUUUAUAACCCGAACAAAGUGAACCGAGCGCGUUAAGCUGACAAUGGCAACAAAUUUUUUCUUCGUUUUUGUCGUCUAUUGUGCCCGGAAUCUGGUGGCAGCCACCAUUCAAUUGUGGUGCUACUUUUUCCUCUUUGUCUGCGGUUUAUGGCCUUUAAUUCGUUCUGAGCCUCGAUUCUUAAGGGUGCCCAAGUGGAUUUCGCACUGACAAUACCGGAUAUUGUGUGCUAAUUGCCAGCAGAAAAAUUCGACAUUUUGCGAGCGAACAUUUCGUUUGCAUUUAAAUGGGGCAUACAAUAAAUCAUUUCGGAUUUGUAUUCAUUAAAAAUAC